AUGGAUCGUAGUUGGAUGAAAGCUAAUCGUUUAGGUGCAGAAUACGAUAAAGGAAUGGAAGCAUUUUUUCAAUAUGCUCGUGAAAAACUUCCUAAUAAUAAUAAGUUUUAUUGUCCAUGUGUUAAUUGUUUGAAUAGAGAGCUGCCACUUUUAAUAGAUGAAAUAAGAAAUCAUCUUGUUGUGAGGGCAUUUGCCAAAGUUAUACCAAUUGGAUCCGGGUUUCACUCAUAG
Messenger RNA from Lathyrus sativus (Indian pea), 231 nucleotides. The record is from the annotation of a GenBank genome assembly. Lineage: Eukaryota; Viridiplantae; Streptophyta; Magnoliopsida; Fabales; Fabaceae.